Psylliodes chrysocephalus is the source of this 3346-nucleotide messenger RNA. Lineage: Eukaryota; Metazoa; Arthropoda; Insecta; Coleoptera; Chrysomelidae. The record is from the annotation of a GenBank genome assembly.
AAUUUUUUUGACAUACUGCGUAACCUUUGACUUUUAACAGCUGAUUUAGUGAUUUUUGUUAUCGUUUUAUACCAAAAAUUCAGUUUAAUUAAAAAUGCAGGUAAUGUUAAGAUAUAUUUAAAGUUCCUAAACCCUGUAGUGCAACAUUUCAAGACUUUUUACACAAUUUACACUACAAAUUAGUCAAAAACAUGAAUUUACCGGAGUCGGAUAGUGAAGAUGAACUUCCUCCGGGCUGGGAAGAAAGAGUUACUGUAGAUGGAAGUGUUUUUUAUGCUAACCAUUUAACGAAAAAUACGCAAUGGACACAUCCUAGAACAGGAAAGAAAAAGAAGGUAUCUGGUGAACUACCUUUUGGUUGGCAAAGAUGUGUAGACACAAAUACUGGGAAAGUUAUAUACGUGGACCAUGAAAAUCGACGAACUACUUAUACAGAUCCAAGGUUGGCAUUUGCUGUUGAAGAAAAAGAACAUGUUAAUGAUUAUAGACAAAGAUUUGAUGCUUCGAGCACAGCUUUACAGGUGCUACAUGGUCGAGAUUUAACUGGAAAAACAGCUUUAAUUACAGGAUCAAAUGCCGGCAUUGGUUUUGAGACAGCCAAGUCUCUUGCCAAGCAUGGUUGCACUGUGAUAAUGGCUUGCAGGAAUUUGGCGGCAGCAGAAGAAGCAAUAAAUCAAAUAAAGGAAGAUAAACCUGCUGCUGGAGAUAACUGCAUAGCUAUAUAUUUGGAUCUUACCUCACUCUCUUCUGUGAUUCAAUUUGCAAAUACUGUAAAAAGCAAAUAUGACAGAAUAGAUAUGCUGAUAUUAAACGCCGGCGUUUUUGGGCUUCCAUUUAAUAAAACCCUUGAUGGGUUUGAAACUACUUUUCAAGUAAAUCAUUUGUCACAUUUUUACCUCACCAUUCUUCUUAGGCCUCUGCUGGUCAGUGGGUCUAGAAUUGUUGUAGUCGCUUCAGAAUCACACAGGUUUGCCAAUCUUACACUUGAAAAUCUAAGCCCGCUAACUUUAUCGCCAGAAUCUGCAAGCAAAUAUUGGGAUAUGGAGGCGUACAACAAUUCAAAAUUAUGCAACGUCUUGUUUGCUCGACAUUUAGCCAAAAGUUUACAAACCGUUGGUAUAUCGGUAUUCAGCUUACAUCCUGGAAACAUGAUUUCGACAAAGUUAGCUAGAAAUUGGUGGUUAUACAGGGUCUUGUUUGCUAUUGUAAGACCGUUUACGAAAAGUCUGCAACAGGCUGCCAGUACUACUGUGUAUUGCGCUACUGCCAUUGAAUUAGUUGGUGUCACAGGUGUUUACUUCAAUAACUGUUACCAAUGUCAAGAAAGUGCGGCAGCUAAGGACGAUGAACUAGCUAAAGCACUCUGGGACACGAGUGUCGACAUGAUUCGGAGCGUCUUGGGAAAUAAUGCACCGGGAUUAGAGUUUGAAAGCAAAAGGGGGUUAGAAGAGUGAUGGCACAUGUGUUGAAAAAAAAAAGAUGAUGUAUCAGCCAAUGUCCACACAGGGCAGUUUUCAGUAUUACAUAUCUGUUCUGUAAUCAUCUCGCUAUUGUUACAAUAAGAAUCAUCUAUAGGUGUAUUUCUGUCAUCGAUACAUUUCGCUGUUCUUCUCUGUAUACCUCCUCCACAAGUUUUGCUGCACUGUAAAAAAAAUAAUUUUAAUGAGAAUAUAGAGGGAACGACGCCACAUAAUUUAAAAGCGUUCAAAUAAUAAUUAUUAUAUUAUUUUUGAUCAAUGUUUCAAAAUUACAUCUUUCAUCGUAUAUGAGGAUUAAAUUAAAUAAGCAAUUGUCAUUGUUUUACCAAGAAAAAAGACAGAUUGCAUAAAGACUUUAGCCUUAAAUGAAUAAAGGUGCAAUAACUUCAAAAUCUAUUGCAUUCAAAAAAAAGUAUUAAUGAAGUAUUUGAUUCCAAUAUGCCAGAACUUUUUACAUAAAAAAAUAUGUAUUAUAAUGUGAUUGAUGUAGACCUAAUUUCUAAGUUGACUUAGUUAAUUUUUUUUGUUAUAAUAGAAAAUAAUAAAAUCAUUUGAUCACAAAAUAACCAUAACGUUAUUUGCAGAUGAAACAGCUACUAUACUAUCAUGUUUUAUCAUUUACUUUUGAAAUAAAAGUGGUUUUAAAAUAAAACUUGAAUACAAUGAAAAAGUACUCUAUCCACAGGCUGUAACAAAAAGGUAAAUGAUACCAGUUAUUCUGGAAUCAAAACUAGGACAGUUAGAUCCAUUCCCUAUGUGCAUACAAAAAAUAGCCUUUUGAAAAGUUACAAAUUAAAAAUAGAUUUGUUCCAAUGACUCGGAAACUCUUAAAUAUUUUUUCAUAAAAAUAGACAUAGACUUAAAGUAAGGACAACUUUUCAAGAAAAAAUUACGAAAACACCGCACCCCACCCCCAUAAAAUUUUUAUGUGAGUUUUGAUUCCCUAGUUCCCAAACUUUUAAAUAUCACAAAAAUAGGUUAUUCUUGUGCUACCGUUAGUUUAAUGCAUCCAUUUUGAAACUUUUUUUAGCCCUAAGUACUUUUUCGAAAAAUCAAUGUGUUUCGAGUUACAACUCUUACAAAAAAUUGGCGCCUACAUAAAUAUUUUUAUAGUUUGUAAUUUUAAUAAUUAAAUUUGUGGAUAAGUUUGAUCUAAACGACCUUUUUGUUACAUCCUGUUUAUUGUACUAUUUAAAAACGAGGCGUUCAAUGUUCCCAAAUUUUGACUUCCUGAAAAUCUGAGCCACAAGGAAAUACAUAUAAUUUCUUCAAAUUAAUGUGGUUUUAAAAACAAAACAAAAAAUCACUCUAGUAUAAUUCUUCCUAAGAUUAAGAUUUAUGAUUAGUGAUCGGUAAGAUUUAAGAAAUUUUAAAACAAAUCUUGAGAACACCAAUUUUUUGAAUUUAGAAGUUUAUUAAGAGAUUCAUCUUAAACUGACCAAUACUAUUUUUCCUAUAGAGAAAAAUGUAAACACUUGAACUCUAAUUCUACAAAUUUAAUUUAUAUCAUAAAAUGACGUUUUUGAUAAAUUCGCCCAAAAGUAUUUUUCAUAAAGCUAACUGCAACAUCGAAGUAUUUUAAAAUAAUUCGCUCAAAUAAUUUUAAAAUUAUAGGUUACAAAAAAUGAUAAUAGGAUCUAUAUGCGACCAAGACAAAAUCCAUUUUUAUUGUGUAGAUCAUUCAAUUUGGGCAAAUUUUCCAAAAAUCUGUAUAUCUACUAACUAGUAAGGGUACAAGUUACAGACUGAUAUUAAAACAAAACACCAAUAUGUCUAUUUAAUGCUAAUACUAAUUGUCAAAAUGUUGUAAUUGAUAGAGCAAAAUGUUUAUGUCGAAACGAUUUAAAGUAUAUAUUGAUGUCAAACAA